GUACUCACACGCAAUCUAACUCGACCUUUCUAAAGCAAGGUUCUUCACCAAAAGUUGGAAGCCUUUGGGAUAUCAGCCUGUGAAAAUAUCUUCUCAGCAAAGACGUAAAAGACUUGAAGGUCUCGAUAAGAUAGGCAAAGGAGGAGCUUGCUAAGUGACUAUUGUUUGUUGCGACAUUGUUUCACAAGGCGUGAAGGUCUCAGCGUCACGAGGUCAUUCACAAAUCUGAUUGUUCUCCAAGUACGGCUACAAUGUUCCGGCGGAGCCCUAGCUGUGGGUCUAGCCUUGACAGCCUUUCAGGAAAGCGCUUUCCUGCUUUCGCGGUGAAGCCGAAGGAACCUGGCGACAACUACAGCGUGUGCUACGCGCAGUUCACGUUCGGCCUAGGGGUGGGUGACACCAAGGAGGAGGCUGUCAAGGACGCUGAGUAUGUGCUGGCCCUGGGGCUGCACAUGAGGGCUGACCAAGCGCCGAUCCCCGAGCCGGUGGCCAUGAAGGAUGCCAAGGAGCUGGCCCGGAACACGCUCUCAAAGCUAGGUCUUCGGGAGGAGGACAUAGAGUGGGUUACAGUCGAGGUCAAGCCCGAGGCUAUCAAGGACGAAGUCUGGGACUAAGAGGGACGUGCUGACGUGCUGACGCAGCACCCGCAAUGCGGUGUGAGGGUCUAGGUCAGGAGCUAGGUAUGCAAGCGUGUACUCGCCAAGUAAGCCUGGAAGCGAGCAAGGAGUGGGGAGGCUCUGAUGAGCGGCGGGGAUAGGCGGGGAUCAUUGACAUCCUAGCAGUGUAUGGUCAAUAGCAGGAGCAGGAGCCAUAGUCGGUAAAUGCUGAUUGUCAACGGUUGGUGCAAUCGAACAAGCCUCCCCUGGAUGAUGUGGGUACUUCAGACCCGAGCUGGACACGUGGCGGCGUGGCAGCAGGUUUGGCGCUGUCCGAUCAUUGUAAUUGUGAUCGUAAUUGUAAUAAACUGUCAGCCCCCUGCAUUUUCAGGUUACCAGUGUGGUAGGCAGGACGGCAUGGGGGGUACGAGCUAAACCUCCAAACCCCAUGUCCCUGGUAUCAGGCCAAAGGGUUGGGACGCUGUGCCGUUUGCGCAUCCCUUCAUAUCUCGGGCUGUUGGUGACGGCAUGGUUUUGCGCUUGCCGUAUGACGCUGAUUCCCCGCCCCCCUCGCCGUGAGAGGUUGUGCGUGGUUGGUGGCUCUGUGUGUGGGCAGGAUGCACGUGUGGGCGACCGUUCUAGUACCUGGACGCUUGCGCCCUGGUUAGUGCGUGCGCUGUGCGUGUGUCCUGCGGCCUAGACGUUUCCCGGCACUCCUGUGCCUAGGCUUGUGGCGUUGAGGCACAGCGGUGGGGCUCUGGCGGGUUGAGGCUUGGCUAGGACUCACUGUGCGCGGAGUCACACGGACUUUGCCCGCGGGAGGGUUUGCAGCAAAGUCGGGGUUGGGCCCUGAUAGCAUGUGAUGGCUCGGCGUCUUCGGGAGCUGGGACUGUCCCCUCUGUAACAUCCGCAUCCA
Chlamydomonas reinhardtii is the source of this 1512-nucleotide messenger RNA. RefSeq lists its product as uncharacterized. The coding region runs from base 252 to 614 and encodes 120 amino acids. The transcript has a single exon. The record is from RefSeq and is a predicted model, not a curated record. NCBI's taxonomy places the organism in Eukaryota, Viridiplantae, Chlorophyta, Chlorophyceae, Chlamydomonadales, Chlamydomonadaceae.